AUGGGUCCCGACCAGAAGGCCCUGCUGGCCGAACUCGACAAGCGCUUUGAUGUUCUGGAGCGGAAGCUCGAUGCCACGGCGGCGUCCUCGUCCACCCGUCUGGAUGCCUUGGAGUCUGCAGCCAAGGUGUUCGACGAAUGGCGCCCGGGGGUCGACGGCGUCAUCGACGACCUUCGCCUUGAAGUCACCAAGCUCGCGACUCUCAAACUGGAAGUGGGGAAGAUCUCCAAGUACAUGGAACGCUCCAUGGUGGACGGACCGUCAGCGACUUCCGGGGUGAUAGCGGCAGCGCCCGUCACCAAGUCUGCUUCGGCUCCUGCGUCGCCCUGCGCCUCGCUUCGCGACGCCAAGGCCGUCGUCACUCCGCACUUCAGAUCCGACGGCUUCGGCGACGUUACUGGCUGCCCCGCGCCCAUCUGUGGGAUCUGCAGCCCCUCGGCCCAGCGGGCACCGCGUCGACCUCAGGAACCGGGAAGGUGCAUUCGGAGUGGUUACCACUCUGAUUCCACCUCCCGGCAAGGGGAUGAGCACGAACUCUUGUUACGUCGCUUGUUCCAGAUUCGGCAAACCGGCCCGGUCACUGAAUACAUCAAUCAGUUUGUUGCUCUGGUAGAUGAUCUGAAAUCCUAUACCCAACACCCAGACCCCCUCUACUAUACCCAACGUUUUCUCGACGGCUUGCGCGAUGACAUCAAAGCUGUUCUUCUUGUUCAACGUCCAUCUACUUUGGAUACUGCUUGUGUUCUUGCUCAAUUACAGGAAGAGGCGCUGGGACUCUACAAGAGGCCGAUUCGGCGUCUGGAUAACUCCCCCGCAUAUAAACCGGCAUGGCCUAAUGCCCUGGCGCUGCCUCCACCGCCAACAAAGCUUGCUGAUGGCGACAGUAAGCGGCUGCCCCAAGCUCUGUCGUCCUCGGCGGAAGACAAGUUCAAAGCAUUACGAGCCUCGCGCCGUGCCCAGGGUCUGUGCAUCCGGUGUGGCGCAAAGUGGAGCCGUGACCACAAGUGCUCAGACAUGGUGCAGUUACAUCUGGUGCAAGAGCUGAUGGAUUUAUUUCCGGAGUCUGUUGCAGCUGAGUGCUCUGAGGAUUCAUCACCGGACGAACAGAUCAUGAUGCACCUCUCGGUGGCAGCGGUAGUGGGCUCAGCUUCCCCUAAGACUUUCAGCUUGUCCGGUCACAUUCAAGGUCACCAUCUGUCUAUUUUGGUGGAUUCCGGUUCAUCCCACACCUUCUUGAACUCUGUUUUGGCUCAGUCGCUCACCGGCAUCAAGGACCUACCGUCCCCAGUUCAGGUGCAGGUGGCUAAUGGGGCCAUUCUACAAUGCACAUCCUUCUUACCCGAUGCUCAUUGGUCAGUGCAGGGCUGCUCCUUUGUCACCGACCUUAAGUUGUUGCCUCUUUCCUCUUAUGAUAUGAUUCUGGGUCUUGAUUGGCUGGCCAGUUUUAGCCCGAUGCAAGUUCACUGGGCUCAAAAAUGGAUCUCCAUUCCUUAUGAGGGAGCUACAGCUAUCUUGCUUGGAGAUUCUGCCGACCUUCCGGUUCUGCAGACGCGCAUGGUCGUUCGUGGGUCUUCUUCUAUACCUCAGGUGCUUGUCAAAUGGAACAACCUGCCGUCGGCACUGGCUACCUGGGAAGAUUUUGAAGCUGUUCGCCAGGAGUAUCCACGCGCCACUGCUUGGGGGCAAGCAGUGUUCCAAGGAGGAGGGGAUGUCAGCCACCGUAGCAACUCGGCCCAAGAUGGAGCACCUGGAAGCCGGCCCGGAGGAAGAAGGCCCAGGAAGCCCAACCCGCGAGUAACUGGCGACCAAUGGAUUUGA
Miscanthus lutarioriparius is the source of this 1818-nucleotide messenger RNA. The record is from the annotation of a GenBank genome assembly. NCBI's taxonomy places the organism in Eukaryota, Viridiplantae, Streptophyta, Magnoliopsida, Poales, Poaceae.